This is a messenger RNA of Rotaria socialis, 2475 nucleotides long. The record is from the annotation of a GenBank genome assembly. Lineage: Eukaryota; Metazoa; Rotifera; Eurotatoria; Philodinida; Philodinidae.
AUGAAUGAAAUCCAAUGGGAAAGAUUAAUAAAUACUAGUGACUUGCAAGUAAGUGAAAUAGAAGGAUUAAAUAUUGCAAAUCAACUUAAGCAUCGAGUGACAUUUAUUAAAUUUAAAUCCAAUGGUCAUACCUAUUCAAGGAUCUAUUAUCUGGCUCUUUCAGAAGAUGUCAUACAUUAUAAAGGAUCACGAAAUAAAUCUAAAAUUGAAGCAUGUAAAAUAAAAGAUAUUGAUCAAGUGCGUGCAGGUUUUACGACUGCUAUUUGGAAAGCAUAUUUAAAUAAACGAAAAAUUACGCGUGAUGAAGAAAAUUUAGCUUUUUCAAUUCUCUAUGACAAUAAUCGGCAUUCGCUUGAUCUACUUGCCGAAACCGAGGAAAUACGUUCGCAAUGGAUUGAAGGUUUAACAUUUCUAAUACGACGUUAUCAAUCUCAUAUGCGUACACAUCACGAAAUAACAAAUCAAUGGAUAUGGCAAGUAUUUUCACAAGCCGAUAGAGACCAAUCGGGAUGUUUAGAUCGGUCUGAAGUUCAUCAACUUUUAGUGUCAUUAAAUAUUAGAUUAGACGAACGAAGCAUUGAUACAUAUUUUAAUCGAGCAAAUACUCGUACGAAUAAUUAUGAGGAAUUGCAACAUUUAGAUAAAGACGAAUUUUUAACAUUUUACAAAAUCGUCUCAUGUCGGCCAGAAUUAAUUGAACUUGUUUGCCAAUUCAAUGGUAGUACAUCACAAAAAAAGAAGAAAGUACUGUCCGACUAUAAUAUUCUCAACAACUUAGCUCAUUUAAGUCCCGUUGCACAUCCACAAGAUACUUCUGCGAUAAGUUUUACAAAAUCAGUUAAUAAAAGACGAUCUUCGUUUAUUGCAUGCCGACGAGGAUCAUCAUUGGCUAAAACAGAGAAUCUAUCUACAUUAUGUGAUGUUACCGAUAAAAAUGAAUAUUUAUCUAUUGAACAGUUACAAGACUUUUUACAAAAAGAACAAUAUUUGAAAUCAAUUUCAAUUGCGGAUUGUGCAAAAUUAAUUGCGAAAUUUGAACCAUCUGUAGAAGGACGAGAAUCCGAAGAGUUGAGCGUCGAUGGCCUACGUUUACUUUUACUUCAUGAUGAAUUUUGUAUUAUGAAUCCAAAUAAAACUAGUCGAGUUUAUCAUGAUAUGACACGACCAAUUACUGAUUAUUUUAUAGCUACAUCACACAAUACUUAUAUUCGUGAUACUCAAAUCUAUGGCGAGUGUACGCCUGAAACAUAUAUUCAUGCAUUACGAACUGGUUGUCGAGCUGUCGAAAUGGAUUGCUACGAUGGAGAUAAUAUGGAACCGAUCGUUUAUCAUGGUAAAACGCUAACGACACCAAUUACAUUUCGAGAAAUCAUUAAGGCGAUUAAACCGGAAGCAUUUAGUGUUUCACCAUAUCCAAUUUUUUUAAAUAUUGAAAAUCAUUGUACAUAUGAACAACAAGGUAUUAUGGCUCAUCUGUUGAAAGAAGUUUUUCAAGAUCAUCUCUUGUCGAAGCCGCUAGUAGAAAAUUUCGACAAACUGCCAUCACCAGAGGAUCUCAAAUAUAAAGUGCUAAUUAGAAGUCGUCGAUAUCCGAAAGAAAAAACUGCAGCUGAUCCAAAAUCCGAUCCAAGCAAUGAUGAAACAGAACCGAAUCCUAAAGAUUAUCAUCCUGAGUUUUCAAAUUUAAUUAUCUAUUCUGAAAUUGUUUCCUUCAAAGAUAUAACACAUUCACUUUGCACACAAAAAUGUUUUCAUUCAAUAUCACUCAAAGAAUCAAAAGCAGAUGCUUUAAUUGAUGCGCGUGUCCCUGAUAAUCUUGAUCUGGUUCGUUUAACACAUCAUCGUCUAGUGCGUGUUUACCCUGGUACAAAACGACAGAAUUCAAGUAAUAUAGAUCCAGUUGACUAUUGGAAUUAUGGUGUACAAAUGGUCGCACUUAAUUAUCAGUCGAAUGAUAAUGCUAUGCAUCAACAACAUGGACUCUUUAGUGAUAAUGGAGGUUGCGGAUAUCUUCUAAAACCGUCCUGCUUGUUAUCCGAUGAUCCAUUAUUUGAUCCAAAAGCAACAAAUUAUAAAAAAGGCAAAUAUCUACAAAUUCGAAUAAUUAGCGGACAACACUUACCAAAAGAACACGGUUCUAUUAAAGAUAAAGAUAUUGUUAAUCCUUUUGUUGAAGUUAUUACCUAUGGUAUAAGACAUGAUUCAACUGAGCACCGUACACGAACGGUUCAUAAUAAUGGUCUCAAUCCAAUAUGGGAUCAUAAAAUUGAUUUAGAUAUUUAUUGUCCAGAGUUAUGUCUUGUUCUGUUUAAAGUACGCGAUGAAGAUCGAUGCGGGGCUUCGAAAUUUCUUGGACAAGCUUGUAUUCCAUUUACGGCCAUUCAACUUGGCUAUAGACAUAUUAAAUUGAAAGAGAAAAAUGGUGAUUACAUGUGUGGUACACUAUUUGUACAUGUUAAAAUUGAAGAUUUUUAA